This is a messenger RNA of Mitosporidium daphniae, 495 nucleotides long. Its product is annotated as ribosomal protein L12. Bases 1 to 495 code for a protein of 164 amino acids. The transcript is spliced from 2 exons. Gene Ontology annotation, biological process: translation. The record is from RefSeq and is a predicted model, not a curated record. Lineage: Eukaryota; Fungi; Microsporidia. Gene Ontology annotation, cellular component: cytosolic large ribosomal subunit; ribosome. Gene Ontology annotation, molecular function: large ribosomal subunit rRNA binding; structural constituent of ribosome.
AUGGCACCGCGUGCUGAUCCAAGCCAGAAAGUUCUAUUGAAUCUUCGUGUUGUUGGUGGCGAGCCUGCUGGCUCUUCGCUUGCCCAGAAGGUCGGACCAUUGGGUCUACCUGCCAAAAAGGUCUCUGAGGAUAUUGCAAAGGCCACAUUGGAAUAUAAGGGUCUUCGUGUAGGUGUAAGACUUACCAUUCAGAACCGUCAAGCUUCAAUAGAGGUUAUUCCUUCUUCUGCCACCAUGAUCAUCAAAGGACUCAAGGAGCCCGCCCGUGACCGAAAGAAAGAGAAGAAUAUCAAGCACCACGGAAACCUUACUUUUGACCAAAUAAUUUCAAUUGCUCGCAGCACUCGUCCAAGGUCUCUAGCCAAGUCUAUUUCAGGCACUGUCUGCGAGAUCCUUGGAACCUGCUCCUCCAUGGGAUGCUCAAUCGAUGGAAUCAGUCCACGUGCCAUGAUUGAAAAAAUUUCUGAAGGCGAGAUCGAAGUUCCCGCUAAUUAA